CUCCGAUACUACACGAAUCAACUCAGAGAGAAAAGAAGGAUAGACAAAGAUGAGGUGGAACCUGCCAGAAUACAUAUGAAUAUCAUAUGUCCACCUACUGUUAGAGAAUUCAACUCAAGAGAGUAUAGGAUAGGGAUUAAAGGAGUAAUCAAAUCAGCUGCCAAGAGAAGGUUAAAGAAAAUCAGUUAUGUACCUGAAUUGCUUCCUUACGACUGGCAUGGGAAGAAAAGCGAGAAAGAAGAGCAAGACACUAGCGUGGAUGAAGAAAAUUCGCACCAGCUAACUCUUGGAGAUUUUCUGACACUCAAUCAACCAUCAGCCUCCUCUUGUACAAUGAAAAGUUCUAGCAGCAAGUCCGAAGUGACUUCGUCCUUUGAGAUUGUCGCCCUAAAACCUUCUGAUGUGACGGAUAUUUCCUCCGCUACCAAUGCCCCCUGUAUAUUUGAAAUCAUUGAUGUUAAACUAAACAAUUUGGAUGCUUUCGAUCUACAGGAAGAAAUCCCUCUGUUAGCUCCUCACUACUGCACUGUACAUUGGUUUGGACCACAGCUGGUGUCAGUUGCUAGUAAAAGAUCGAUAAAUCCAAGAUUUGUCCUCUUUUUUGAGGUUAUGAGAGAUAUGGGACUUCUCAGAGUAAGAAUUAAUACAAAUGCUCGAUACACAGCUAAGCACAGCAAAAACGCUUUUGUAAAAAUGCUCGAAACACGAAGGAACUUCCCCUCAUUGUUCGACGAUGCGAUAGAAUUUAUAUUUCGUCUAGACCGGGCUAUCCCUGCACAGAAGCCUCCUAGGUUCACAGCUUACAAAACCAAUUUUAUGCAAAAUGUCAAUAGUGCAAUGCUUACGACAUCUGCUACCCGUUCUGACGAGUCUGAUCAGCUAGAUCUGUUGCGGCGAUUCUACAAGAGUGAUACUUCCGACGCUGAGCUUAAAUUAAAAGGAAAUCCUGUUCAACCAGAGUACUUGGAGCAAAAAAACUGGUUAGGAAAUCUUAUGCUGAGGUGGAGUUGCGCAGAGGCACGAAGGCACAGAUUUGACAAAUCAAGAAGAAAUGACUUUAAAAAUGCUGUUAUAAAGAAAUUCACAAUGGAAACGGAACAAAGCGAAGUGAUCGAUAUGAGGAAAACGGUAUUACUGCUAGUUGAACAUUGCAUGGCGUGGCUUUAUCUUCAUCGUCAUAACAACCAAGAUUUCCGGUAUACAAAGAAAAUGAUUCUACAAUUAUUCGAUCAAUUUAUUAGGUUUCAAGCUGGAAUUUUGAAUCCAGGGUAA
Messenger RNA from Strongylus vulgaris, 1272 nucleotides. The record is from the annotation of a GenBank genome assembly. NCBI's taxonomy places the organism in Eukaryota, Metazoa, Nematoda, Chromadorea, Rhabditida, Strongylidae.